Penicillium cinerascens is the source of this 2058-nucleotide messenger RNA. Its product is annotated as putative NADH-ubiquinone oxidoreductase 64 kDa subunit. Gene Ontology annotation, molecular function: NADH dehydrogenase activity; calcium ion binding. The transcript has 5 exons. The record is from RefSeq and is a predicted model, not a curated record. Bases 1 to 2058 code for a protein of 685 amino acids. Lineage: Eukaryota; Fungi; Ascomycota; Eurotiomycetes; Eurotiales; Aspergillaceae.
AUGAGCGCAGCGCUGCUGCGGUGUCGUCCGGGCGGCUUCGCGCCUCGGUCAAUUGCACCCUUGUCCAGAAGAUUGGAAUCAAAGGCUUUUGUAACUGCGAGAUCCCCUAUUUCUCGUGCCUUGCACGUCGCCAACAGACCCCUGCAACGGCGUCCCUUCGGCCCAGCCCUCAAUGCAUCGAUCCCGAUCCGAUUCAAAUCCGAUGUCACCACUGCUGCCAAAGCCGCGACUACACGCCGAUCUAGAGCCGCGGCCAUUAUCUACAAGCUCUUCGCCUCCUUAGGAUUUUUCGUCGCCGGCACAGGUGUCGUGGUCUUCACUUUCUUUAUGUACGAUGCUAGCACAUACCGUGAGGACCUCACCUCUCAAGAUAUCCCUGUUUCCGAAUUGGCGCUGAACCCGCGUAUCGGUGGGCCGAAGAAUCUGCCCAUUGCCGAUGUCCUCGUUAGCGAUUAUGACUCGGAAAAGAUGCUCGAGCAGAAGGAUAAGCCGCGCCUGGUGAUUCUGGGUACGGGGUGGGGUAGCGUUGCGCUGCUGAAAAACCUCAACCCUGGUGAUUACCAUGUUACUGUCGUUUCGCCUACCAACUACUUCUUGUUUACGCCUAUGUUGCCUUCAGCUACGGUUGGCACGCUGGGUCUAAAGUCUUUGGUGGAGCCUAUUCGUCGCAUUAUUGAGCGUGUUGAAGGUCAUUUCCUGAAGGCUACGGCCACGGAUGUCGACUUCUCGGAGAAGCUCGUCGAGGUUUCCCAGGUGGAUAGCAAUGGCAUCAAGAGGAACUUCUAUCUCCCUUAUGAUAAGCUCGUUGUGGGUGUUGGCUGUAUCACGAACCCGCACGGUGUCAAUGGUCUGGAGCACUGCAACUUCCUGAAAACCAUCGACGACGCCCGCCAGAUCAAGAACAAGGUUUUGGAUAAUAUGGAACUCGCCUGUCUUCCCACCACCACCGACGAGGAGCGCAAGCGCUUGCUCUCCUUUGUCGUCUGCGGUGGUGGCCCAACUGGUGUCGAAUUUGCUGCUGAAUUGUUCGACCUGCUCAAUGAGGAUCUCUUGUAUUCUUUCCCUAAAAUCAUUCGGAACGAGAUCUCUGUCCAUAUUAUUCAGAGCCGGUCCCACAUUUUGAACACCUAUGAUGAGGCACUUUCUCAAUACGCCGAGGGUCGUUUCACUCGUGACGGCAUCGAGGUGUUGACCAAUGCCCGUGUGAAGGAAGUCAAGAACGACCGUGUUCUUUUCAGCCAGGUGGAAGACGGCAAAGAGAUCGUUAAGGAAAUUCCUACGGGAUUCUGUCUCUGGUCCACUGGAGUUGCUCGCGCUGAGAUUUGCGAUACCCUCUGUGCGAAACUGGACGGACAACACAACAAGCACGCCUUGGAAACUGACACCCACCUGCGUCUAAUUGGUGCACCCCUGGGAGACGUCUACGCCAUCGGCGACUGCUCCACCGUGCAAAACAACGUCGCCGGAAACAUCAUCAAAUUCCUCCGCACCAUCGCCUGGGAGAAGGGCAAGGAUCCCGAGAAGGUUCAUCUAACCUUCUCUGAAUGGCGCGACGUCGCCAACCGAGUCAAGAAGCGCUUCCCGCAAGCCUCCAACCAUCUUCGCCGCCUGGAUCGUCUCUUCAUGCAGUACGACAAGGACCACUCCGGCACCCUCGACUACGGCGAGCUGUCCGAGCUCCUCCACCAGAUCGACACCAAGCUCACCUCCCUGCCUGCCACCGCCCAGCGCGCUAACCAGCAGGGCGUGUACCUGGGCCGCAAGCUGACCAAGAUCGCGGCUGCUCUGCCUGGUCUUAGGGCCAACGAGAUCGACUACGGUGACCUCGACGAAGCGGUCUACAAGGCUUUCAAGUACAAGCACCUGGGUAGCUUGGCGUACAUUAGCAAUGCUGCUAUCUUCGACUUUGGCGGUAUGAGCUUCAGUGGUGGUGUCAUUGCUAUGUAUCUCUGGCGCAGUAUCUACUUCGCUGAGAGUGUUAGCUUCCGCACCAGGUGUAUGCUGGCCAUGGACUGGGCUAAGCGUGCCCUUUUCGGAAGAGAUCUGAUGAGCUUUUAA